This is a messenger RNA of Setaria italica (foxtail millet), 2238 nucleotides long. Its product is annotated as bifunctional 3-dehydroquinate dehydratase/shikimate dehydrogenase, chloroplastic. The transcript has 10 exons. Lineage: Eukaryota; Viridiplantae; Streptophyta; Magnoliopsida; Poales; Poaceae. The coding region runs from base 279 to 1841 and encodes 520 amino acids. Gene Ontology annotation, molecular function: NADP binding; 3-dehydroquinate dehydratase activity; shikimate 3-dehydrogenase (NADP+) activity. The record is from RefSeq and is a predicted model, not a curated record. Gene Ontology annotation, biological process: shikimate metabolic process; chorismate biosynthetic process.
AGUUUUAACUCCAUCACCUUCGUAUCUUCACAGCCACGGACGAACUGAACUAUUUCAUCUCCUCUUUCUUCCCCUACCGAAUCCGCCUCCACCUGCAAGCAGCGCACGCACCACUAACAGUCCAGCACGACACCGGCGACGACAGCGCACAUACGAAGCACGUCAAAUUCGAGUUCCGUUGUGGCGAUUGGAGCUUCGUGCGGCUGAAUCCUGCGUAAUUAAUUAGUUUAUUGGGCAAAACGUAUUGCGUUCUGCUGAAUCGGAUCCUCAGUCUGGCAAUGGAGAGGUCAGCGCGGCGGGGUACGCUGGUCUGCGCGUCGCUGACGGCGCGGUCGCCCCGGGAGAUGGCGGCGGAGGUGGCCGCCGCCGCGGCGCUCGGCGCCGAUGUGGCGGAGCUCCGGGUCGACUGCCUCGACGGGUUCCAGCCGCGCAUGGACCUGCCCGUGCUCCUUGCCCAGCCCCGCCCGCUCCCCGUCAUCAUCACCUACAGGCCGAAAUGGGAAGGAGGCGAAUAUGAAGGCGAAGAUGAGCCACGGUUUGAGGCGCUUCUGUUGGCAAUGGAGCUGGGAGCUGAGUACGUGGAUAUUGAGCACAAGGUUGUCGUCAACUUUCUGAAAUUUUUAUCGGGGAGGAAACCCGAAACCUGCAAACUCAUCGUUUCAAUUCAUAACUACGAGUACACACCGUCGGUAGAUGAGCUUCUGAGUUUGGUGGAUCAGAUUCAAGCAACAGGGGCUGAUAUUGUGAAAAUUGCAACCAGUGCUACUGAAAUUGAUGAUGUGUCAAGAAUGUUUCAAGUACUUGUCCAUUGCCAAGCAAAACAUGUGCCAAUCAUUGGGCUGGUGAUGAAGGAAAGGGGUUUCAUUUCUCGGGUUCUUUGCGCAAAAUAUGGUGGAUACCUUACUUUUGCGUCUCUUGAAAAAGGAAAAGAAUCCACCCCUGGGCAGCCAACAGUAGCAGACUUGAUUACUAAGUACAAAAUUAGGCAGAUUGGCCCUGACACCAAGGUCAUCGGUAUUAUUGGAAAUCCAGUUAGCCACAGUAAAAGCCUAAUUGUGCAAAAUCAAGCUUUCAGAUCAGUGGGUUUCAAUGCUGUGUUUCUGCCAUUUUUGUCGGAUGACUUGGUUAAGUUUCUUAAGACCUUCUCUUCACCAGAAUAUGCUGGCUUCAGUUGCACAAUGCCCCAUAAGGAAACUGCAAUUAGGUGCUGUGAUGAUCUCGAUCCUAUUGCCAGAGACAUUGGAGCUAUUAAUACAAUUGUUAGAAGGCCUGAUGGAAAACUUGUUGGGUACAAUACUGACUAUGUUGGUGCUAUUUCUGCUAUUGAGGAUGCCAUAAGAGCAUCACACCCAGUAGAUCCGACCACUUCGCCACUGGCUAGAAGGCUUUUCGUUGUUAUUGGGGCCGGUGGUGCAGCAAAAGCAGUAGCAUAUGGUGCAAAAGAGAAGGGAGCAAGAGUUGUAAUUGCCAACCGUACUUUUGCGCGUGCUCAAGAACUUGCCAGAUUAAUUGGGGGGACUGCUUUAACCAUGGCUGAGUUGGAAAGCUACCAUCCGGAGGAUGGCAUGAUUCUUGCAAAUGCAACAUCUGUCGGAAUGUAUCCUAAUGUCAAUGAAACUCCUUUAUCUAAGGAAGCUCUUAGAAACUACUCUGUUGUCUUUGAUGCGGUCUACAUCCCAAAAGAGACCAGACUUCUCCGAGAAGCUGCAGAAUGUGGAACCACAGUCGUUAACGGUCUGGAGAUGUUAGCAAGACUAGCGGUGGUUCAAUUUGAGCUUUUCACAGGGGGCAUGCCAGCUCCACAAAGGUUGAUACAUGAUGCUAUGACAAAGACGCAGUAAUGCUUCUCAAAAGAGCAAGGUCCCUGCCACCACCUGCAUAUCAUGGUUUCUGCAGAAUGGUUCUAGUUCACUAGUUGUAUGCAUGUCGUCCUCCUUGCUUGGCCCUCAACUUUGUACAAAAACCACUGUCUUGAACGCAGGUGGACAAGCGGUUUUCAUCUCACUGCUUUUCUCCUACUACCUUCAAAGAUGCCAUGUUGUUUUCGUCGCAUAUCCCCCAAAUGGUUUUGAGUCGUCUGUUGUUCGAAAAAGAAUAAUCCAUAGCUCAACAUUGUUAGUAGGUUUAACUGUCUUCCAGACCACAAAACUGAGUCUGAAAUACAUGAAUCUGUAUGUUCAAUAAAGAUCGAAUAAGUUCUGGCUCAUGCUCAACAGUGUUAAAAGAGUUUUUCUGGUA